Laetiporus sulphureus 93-53 is the source of this 345-nucleotide messenger RNA. RefSeq lists its product as uncharacterized. NCBI's taxonomy places the organism in Eukaryota, Fungi, Basidiomycota, Agaricomycetes, Polyporales, Laetiporaceae. The record is from RefSeq and is a predicted model, not a curated record. The transcript has 3 exons. Bases 1 to 345 code for a protein of 114 amino acids.
AUGGCGACCGCCUCGAAGCCAAUUCUUUACAAAUUCAUCGUCUGGGCACCCGAUAUGUCGGAUCCUGACGCGUUCCAGCGUCGCCUCUCUGUUCGCCAGCAGCAUUUUGUGAGAGGAGACAAAUUGCACGAGUCUGGACAAUGGAAAGUCGGCGGCGCGUUGCUCACUCCCGAGUCGAUCGCUUCUCCCAACGCAGAGAAGAAGAUGAUUGGGUCCGUGAUUAUCUGCGAGGCGGAGAGCCUCGAGGCUGUCAGGGAGGUCAUUGAGUCCGACAUCUACUAUACUGCGAACGUGUGGGACAAGGAGAAGCUGCAGAUCUUCCCUUUCUUGACCAGCCAUUUGUGA